Messenger RNA from Sorex araneus (European shrew), 3154 nucleotides. It is a transcript of the gene LRRC20, whose product is annotated as leucine rich repeat containing 20. The transcript is spliced from 5 exons. Gene Ontology annotation, molecular function: protein binding. The record is from RefSeq and is a predicted model, not a curated record. NCBI's taxonomy places the organism in Eukaryota, Metazoa, Chordata, Mammalia, Eulipotyphla, Soricidae. The coding region runs from base 153 to 707 and encodes 184 amino acids.
GCCGCGGUCCCCGACGCGCGGCUGUGGCCUAGGGCGCCGCCGGUGGCUGCGGGAGCGGGACUGCGCCGCGCAGGGCGCUAGGAGGCAUUGUCGCCGUGCCUGUAUGAGCAGCAGUCCAGCCUGGUGGCUGGCAACAGGAUACCCACGUCUGCAUGCUGAAGAAGAUGGGCGAGGCAGUGGCCAGAGUUGCAAGGAAGGUCAACGAGACAGUGGAGAGCGGCUCGGACACCCUGGACCUGGCCGAGUGCAAGCUGGUCUCCUUCCCCAUCGGCAUCUACAAGGUCCUGCGGAAUGUCACCGAGCAGAUCCACCUCAUCACACUGGCCAACAAUGAGCUCAAGUCCCUCACCAGCAAGUUCAUGACCACGUUCUGCCAGCUCCGAGAGCUCCGCCUGGAAGGGAACCUCCUGCAUCGCCUCCCCAGUGAGGUCAGCACCCUGCAGCACCUCAGGGCCAUCGACCUCUCCCGGAACCAGUUCCGGGUCUUCCCCGAGCAGCUCACCACGCUGCCUGCGCUGGAGACCAUCAACCUGGAGGAGAACGAGAUCGUGGACGUGCCCGUGGAGAAGCUGGCCUCUAUGGCCGCCCUGCGCUGCGUCAACCUCCGCUUCAACCCUCUGAGCGCCGACGUGCGUGUCAUCGCGCUGCCCCUCAUCAAGUUCGACAUGCUCAUGUCUCCGGAGGGCGCACGGGCGCCCCCGCCUUAGGUCCCCCUUCACGUCCACCCAGCCGGGGACAGAGGCCCUGGCACCCCUGAGGGGGGGUCGCAGAGACCCAUGGGAGGCCAAGCUGCGGGGGCUGGGUGCGGGCGGGGCAGACAGCGAAGGGUGGGCUUGAGCUGGUAACGCUAGCUUAGAGCAGGGGUGGGCUGUGUGCCGGGAGGAGGGGGUGAGGUGCCCCCAGCCCUGACUUGGCACUUGCAGCUUCUGUGCAGACUCGGGCGGCCCCCCACUCCCCACGCUCUCGGAGCCUUGACAUUCGGGGAAAGAGGGUGCAGAGAGGCCUUUGCCUCAUUGGGGGCCUCCUUGGAAGCUUCUAGGCAGCUCCAGCCUCCAGGUGACCGCUGAGUGAUUUGGGGAGCCCUGGGUGGCACCUCCCAAGGUGGAGGUGGGUCUGAGAAUGUGUGGCCAGUGCAGGGCCCACCGUGAGCCGUGUUGCUCCCUGAGCACUGAGACUCCACGGGCCUCCCUGGACCAGGAGGCCACAGGCAGCCACCAAGAGUGAGCUGCAGCGCAGCCACGCGGAGAACUUCGGCUCAGAGACCGUCGGCUGGGCACUGUCCCGCCUUGUAGUGGGCAGCGGGGCAGGACAUUCCAGUGCCCCUGCCUGUGGCCGGCGUGGCCCCAGAGCCCGGGGAGAGGCGGCUUUGAGGCUCCUCCCGCCCUGCCAGCAGCCACUGCCCCAUCAUCACUUCCCGCCGCUGCUGCUGCCGCCGCCGCCAGCCCCAGAGCCCUGACAGGAGCCUGCCAGGUGGCACAGCUGGUCUCCCCGGGAGAGGCCCAGGCUCUUGGUUCCUGAGGGCACCUGUGAUUUGGGGGGCCUCUGGCCUUGCUCCCCGUAUCUACCUCCCACGUUUCCCUCAUCUGCAGGGCAGGCGCGGACCUCGGCUGGAAGGCUGUGCAGGGCCGUGGGACGGGCCUGAGGCCCCAGGCCUAGGGGCAAGCCGGGCCACCCAGAGCCGCCACCAGGGAUCUGUGGCCUCCCUUCUGCCCCUCGGUUCUGUUCUCGAGGGCUGAGACGGCUGCUCCGAGCAUGACCCUUCUCGGCCUGUUCGGUGCCCGGUGCCCCCUCCCCCCUGCCCAGGCCUCCUGUCACGUAGCAAAGAGCCGACGGUGGGGGCCAUUGUUCCCCCCGCCUGAGCGCUGGGGUGUCCCAAGAGAUGCCUUGUCUCUUCUGCUCAUCUCCCUCCCAGGCUCUGAGGAAAAAGGCUUUCCAUGGAAGGAGGUUGAGACCCCAAAGUGUUCAGCUCCCCCGGCCCCUACGUCCCCAGUGUGGGGAGGAGUGACCCCAUCUCCCUGUGUGCCGGGUGGGACUGCACUAUGCCGACGAGGGGCUGUGCUUCUCCAAGACGAACCAAGGCCUUGUGGGGCCCCAGUGGGGUCUGCGCCAGGAGCCUCAGUGUCAGAAAUGCAGAGUCCCAGGCUCAGCCUGGCCUCGGCACAGACGAAACCCCCAGAUUCUACUUUACUUCAGAGAAGCAGGACCUUGGGGUGGCCCUGAGACUUCCUUAGAAUGAGGGAGGACAGUUCUCUCACCUCUCUGCCUCCCGCAAGUGAUCCCCGGGGGUCCCGGGGCGCUUAGAUCUUUGUAGUUCUGUGUGGCUGUCCCCGCCAUAGGAGUGACCCAUAGUCAGCAGCCAAUGAGGCUCCCGCUGGCCUGGCCCUGGCCCCCGGUAUCUCUGCAUGCCAAGCUGCCCGCGUCCUCCGGAACAACUUCUAGAAGCUGUUUCCGCCUCAGUUCAGAGACCUUGGCCUUGAUCUCGCUGGGAGUGAUCGGCAGCCCAAGGGGGCAGCUCCCCCACCCACACCCCCUCUCGGAGCCCAGGUGUGAGUGAGCCCCGCGCUCCAGUCUGCAAUAAAAAGUGGUUUCGUCUGCUGGUUGGUGUUUGCUUCAUUCUCAGCCCGGAGAUCGCUCCUCGGCUGGCGGCAGGAGAAGAGGGAGGGGCUGCCCCCACCGGGGAAACUUGAACUGGGCUCAGCAUGGACAGGUGGGCCAGGCCAGCCCCCCAGCUGAGCAGCCUGGGGUCAGAGGCCCUCAGAGGGCCCACAGCAUCCCGGGGAGAGGGUUAGAUUCGGUCACUCCCAGCCCCAUGCCUGUUCUGCAGAAUCAGCCCCUCGUGGGGUGGAGCCAAGCGUUUGGUGGAGUGGGAUGCUGUGGUGAGUGGACCCAGGUUCUGUGCCCCCAGUAUGGCAGGGCACAGCCCCAGGGCUCCCGGCACUGCAGGGCACCUGAGCACCAUCGCAUCCUUGGGUCCGUACUUUGGGCCCUGGCUUACCUUUUUAAUUUUUUAUUGAUUGAGAUUCUCUGCUUUACGUGUUAAUGACAGUACUGUAAGUAAUUCCAGCCCCAUGAACAAUACUGCACAGAUCCAACACCACAUCCAUCACCAGUGUCCCCACCUCCCACCCCCAAGUACCCCAACACCCCUCCCUUU